UCCCAAGUCUCCAACUUGAGUAGAGUCCUCGAUUGCUCCGCAGUCCACCCCACAAAGACCCCAAAACUAACGCGUCCUCUUGCUUCUUUUCACCUCUUUAAGUUCUUGUAAUGGGAUUUUAUUGAAACAAAACAAAAAUUCUGUUUUCUCCUCCAUUUUAAGAGCAGAAUUUAAAGGGCCAACUAGAUGGGAGCCUAUAUAGUUGGUGUCCUUGUUCCACUCGUAGUUACACUUUUGCUUCGAAACUCAAAGAAUAGGAAAAAACGCGGUGUCCUUGUUGAUGUGGGUGGGGAGCCUGGCUAUGCUAUUCGAAACUAUCGGUAUGCCACCCCUGUGGAAACAGCGUGGGAAGGUGUUACAACUCUCGCCGAGCUUUUUGAAUAUUCUUGCAAAAAGUAUUGUGACAAGAAGUUACUCGGGACUCGGAGGCUUAUUUCGAGAGAGAUGGAGGCAUCUUUGGAUGGAAGGUCAUUUGAGAAGCUUCACUUGGGUGAUUAUGAGUGGUUGAGUUAUAGGGAAGCUUUUGAGCUCGUGUGCAACUUUUCGUCUGGAUUAGUACAUCUCGGGCAUAAAAGAGAAGAGCGUGUAGCCAUUUUUGCGGACACGUGUGGAGAAUGGUUCGUUGCACUUCAGGCUUGCUUUAGGCGCAAUGUGACUGUGGUAACUAUUUAUGCAUCUUUGGGGGAAGAAGCUCUCUGCUACUCUUUAAAUGAGACAGAAGUUACGACUGUGAUUUGUGGGCAAAAAGAACUGAAGAAGCUCGUUGACAUUAGUGGACAACUCGACACAGUAAAACGCGUAGUAGUCAUGGAAAAUGAAAUUCAAUCGAAUGGAUCAACUGCUAUUGGGAACUCAAGCUGGACGAUAUCGUCCUUUUCUGAUGUUGAGAAGCUUGGACGAGAAAAUCCAGUUGAACCGGAUUUACCUCUUGCUGCUGACGUUGCUGUGAUAAUGUAUACAAGUGGAAGUACCGGUUUGCCUAAGGGUGUGGUAAUGACACACAGGAAUGUUCUAGCAACAGCUUCUGCUGUUAUUACAAUUGUUCCGGAUCUUGGAAGCAAGGAUGUCUACUUAGCGUACCUUCCUCUCGCUCAUAUUUUAGAAUUAGCCGCAGAGAAUUUUAUACCCACAAUUGGAGGUUCUAUAGGAUAUGGUUCUCCUUUAACGCUUACUGAUACUUCAAAUAAGAUAAAGAAGGGAACAAAAGGAGACGCUUCUUUGUUAAGGCCAACAUUAUUGGCUGCCGUCCCAGCCAUUCUUGAUCGUGUUCGAGAUGGUGUGCGAAAGAAGGUAAAUGCCAAGGGUGGCCUAGCAAAGAAAUUGUUCGAUUUGGCAUAUGCUCGUAGGCUGUCUGCAAUCAAGGGCAGUUGGUUCGGAGCAUGGGGUUUGGAGAGGCUCUUUUGGAACUUUCUCGUGUUCAGAAAUGUCCGGGCAGUUUUAGGUGGACGUAUUCGCUUUAUAUUAUCGGGAGGGGCUCCUCUCUCGGGUGAUACUCAACGAUUCAUCAAUAUAUGUCUUGGUGCCCCCAUUGCUCAGGGUUACGGGCUCACCGAGACCUGUGCCGGUGGAAGUUUUAGUGAACAUGAUGAUACAUCAGUUGGCCGUGCUGGUGCUCCAUUGCCGUGCUCGUAUAUUAAGUUGAUCGAUUGGCCUGAGGGUGGAUAUCGAAUAACCGAUUCACCGAUGCCUCGGGGAGAGAUUGUUAUAGGGGGGCCAAAUGUCACUAUUGGGUAUUUCAAAAACGAGGAGAAAACUAAGGAAGUCUACAAGGUUGACGAGAGAGGCAUGAGGUGGUUUUACACGGGUGACAUAGGGCAGUUUCAUGGCGAUGGUUGCAUUGAGAUAAUUGACCGUAAAAAGGAUAUCGUGAAACUUCAGCAUGGAGAAUAUGUUUCUCUAGGCAAGGUCGAGGCUGCGCUAGUUAUUAGCCCCUAUGUCGACAAUAUAAUGGUGCAUGCGGAUCCCUUUCAUAGUUACUGCGUUGCUCUAGUGGCAGCGGCACAGGCCGCGUUGGAGGACUGGGCCGCAGAACACGCAAUCGAGUUUGUGGAUUUUUCGGACUUGUGCGUUAAGGAAGAAACUAUCAAGGAGGUGUAUGCUUCACUCGUAAAGGCGGCGAAGGCUGCACGCCUGGAGAAGUUCGAGAUACCUGCGAAGAUAAAACUGCUCGCGGAACCGUGGACCCCGGAAUCCGGGCUGGUUACUGCUGCUCUCAAGCUCAAGAGAGAAGUCAUCAGGAAGACUUUCUCUGAGGAUCUUGCCAAGCUAUACUCAUCAUCCUGAUUUUGAAGGCAACUUUUUUUUUUUUUUUUUUUUGGAGAAAAAGAGUGUAUGGUUUAACUUCUCAGAGGUUUAAAUAAGGCUUUGUACAACUAACACUAGAGCUGUUUGUGUAUUUUACUAUCCAUGUCAAUGUUUACUUCUUGGAGAUGAAACCAAAUCUUCUUUUUGUUAGUUAAUUCUUAACAUGUUUUAUAGUUUUAAAA
This is a messenger RNA of Ipomoea nil (Japanese morning glory), 2486 nucleotides long. Its product is annotated as long chain acyl-CoA synthetase 9, chloroplastic. Gene Ontology annotation, molecular function: long-chain fatty acid-CoA ligase activity. Lineage: Eukaryota; Viridiplantae; Streptophyta; Magnoliopsida; Solanales; Convolvulaceae. The coding region runs from base 187 to 2283 and encodes 698 amino acids. Gene Ontology annotation, cellular component: membrane; endoplasmic reticulum. The record is from RefSeq and is a predicted model, not a curated record. The transcript is spliced from 12 exons.